Messenger RNA from Porites lobata, 5476 nucleotides. NCBI's taxonomy places the organism in Eukaryota, Metazoa, Cnidaria, Anthozoa, Scleractinia, Poritidae. The record is from the annotation of a GenBank genome assembly.
AUGGCGAGAAGUUUGUGUCUUUUAUCCGCGUUAGUUUCGCUUCUGAUCUCGGAGCAAGUUUUCGCCGAUGAGGGUUUAGGUGUCUUAGAUAAGUGUAAGAAGAGUUGUGAGCGAAGCUACCCGUUGCACACUUAUCCAAAGGUGAGUUUGAAGAAUCAUUCCCAAGUUGUUUUGUUGUGCAAUUUUUUUGUCUUGUAAAUAUCGAACCAUGCAGUGUACACAUGGAAUCCAACGAACAUCCCCAACUUCAUGCGUUUGUUCUUGCUUUUUCUGUCCGCAACUGGAGUGAUUUCUAUCGUAUUGAUGCUUAUAUUUCAUAGGAGGAGCCUUUGCUUGCUUGUAAACAAGGGUGUAGACUAUCUGUGAUCGAACAGCUGAACGGAGGCCCCACAAAGAAUUAUACUCAAGCGUGUAAAGCAGGUAUAAAAUACGUUCUUUUUACCGAUUAAACGUACUUUUCUUGGUUUUCUCGAGUAGUUCUUUUACCUCCCCUGAAACUGAAGUUUACUGAGAACAUCUUUUAAUAUCUAAACUUGUGCAACUUGCGAUAAAUAUUCGAUAAUUACGUGUAUAAAGCUUAUAAGUAGAAUUUUACAUUACCUUUGUGAAGAAUUGUAUGGUAUUAAUUCAACGUCUAACCAGACCCAAUCAAGCUAAGAUUACUGAAAGGUACGUUCUGGAGAGAGACGAUCUCGCCUCAAAGCAUAGGCAAUAGUAUAGAUUAGAUCCCAAAUUCAUCAGUGUCCGUUUUAGAAAUAUUCUUUGAUAAUUUUCGUUGCUUGGAAACAUGAUAUUCCCUCAACGGCAUUCAUUCCCUUUUCGUCUUCAAAAUGUAACCCCCCCCCCAACUAUACAAGACAAGGUGUUCAUUAGGCAUCGGAGAUCAGAGAAUUAUCUGUUUACUAUGCAUAAUUCUCCGACUGUACCUUAUGAUCUUUUUUUAUUCAGACAUGAAGCCUCUUUCAAAAUAUUCUCCUGUAACGUUACAACUUUCUCCUACUAGUAGAAUUCUUAAUGAAAACCCUGCAAAAUGGGGCAGGGAACUGGAAGGUUUGCAACUUUCUCCUUCUUUUAAAGGUUCAUGUCCUUACUUCUCAUAAAACUGUUUUCACCUAAGAAUACCCCACUUUUGGUGAAUGAAUGCAUUCUAGAGGCUCACGAUUAAUUCUGACAAGCAACAUGGCCUUGAAACAGUAACUAAAGACAGCUGAAGUGGUGAAAAAUGGUGCAAAAACAGGACUGAAGCUGCACAAGCAACAAAUACCAUCACAUCCAAAUACAGAGGUAGAAUAGUCGCUCACAUGACAGAGACAUGGUUUUUACAUCAAUACGUGAAACACAGGGUUUUGAAAUUCAGACCAGCGACAUGUGACUCUCCCCUGCCCCACCCUAUACUAAAAGGACUUCACUAUUCCUUACCUCAUUGUUUUUUAGACAAAAUUGGCGUUUAUAUAUUCGUUUUUCUUCAGGCUGUGCAGAAAGUUAUAGGGACAAAGAAAACAGCUAUGCUUGUGUUGUUGGCUGCAACUCGCAAGAUGCUAUUCCAUCACCAGACUCAUACUCAGAGGUAUUACAUAAGACAUCAAUUUCAAAAGUAAUUAAGUAAUAAUAUCAUUAGAAAUUGCGCAGUACAGAGGAACCCAGCCUUACGACCACGUCAUUAUAGCCUUAAAAUCAUUCUGUCGUCAGUAAACUUAGGCAACAGGAUGGGAGAGGAAGAUGACAGCCAACCUUAUGUGACAAGUGUGACAAUUAGUUUGUUUGAAAAAACCUUCCGCCAAACUUCACAUUCCUUUGAAGAGAUCUUUUUGUAGAAGGCAAAAAACAUCAAUGUUAAAUGAAUUCCGACAAAACAUGCAAGUAAUAGCCUGGUCAUGUUUGUCACACUCAAGCGUUUUGCCAUCCUCCUUUUUCUGCCGUCCUAUUGUGUUAACUCACUAUGUUCUUUUCCGAAAACCUUGUUCAAUUCAACACCGCUUUGAGCCCAACUUUUUUCCAACUCGGCUUUCAACCAAAAAUAUUAUCAUAAAGUGGGUUGGGUAAGCUCUUGCUGUGAGAGCUUUUUCUCUAAGUACUAUGAUUUUCCCCUCUCUUUAAAACCAACACUUCCAAGUUCCAAUUCAAUCUGGAAUGGACAGACGUGUUUAAACUACUUUUUUAAGAACUCUUAAUUGCUACAUGGGUAAACAAGUUACAAUAAUAAUAAUUUAUUAUUAUUUAGAGUAUUUUUUUUAUUUUCUUGGUAUUUCUUGAAACUUUCUAUUUUCUAUGUUUUUCUUGAAACUUCUAGGAAUAUUUUCCUGAUCAGUGGAGUUUCCGUACAUACAUGGUGUAUGUCUACCCAGUUCUUGACUUUAGCAAGUACUGUCAUGGCUUCAUGAACAGAGUAGGCUACUACUACAGGAUGUCAGCCUCAUACUAUUAUAACUAUGGUGACAGCAAUAGCCUUAUAGUUGAAAUUAAUGAGCAGCCUCGUGAGUUCAUCAGUGUUCCUAAAUUUGAUGAGGUAGACUUUGUUGAGAAUGAUGGUGCUCAGGAUAGCAGCUAUAGUGGUUAGUAACCAGUAUUCAAGUUACAGUUAGCAAUUGUAAUUUGCUGUAAUGUAAUUUUUGAACCUGAAAAAUAUGAAUCAUUGAUAAUGUCAAUAGGAGUGAGUGUAGUCCAAUUCGGUCUGCAAUACUAGAGAGCUUUAGAUUCUAAGACGAGUACGACUACGAGUACGAGAUUUUCUCAUUACUAAGUAGUGCUCAUGCGUGAACCAGCGUGAUUUUGGCACGAAAACGUGGUAGCUGUCGUCAUUCUGCUAUGAGUUUUAGCGAGAAUGUUGAAGUAGCGGAAACAAGUUAUCAAAUGUUAGAAGUUUUAUCAUACUGCGAUCGGUAGAGGGUGCAACCUCCUUAUGGAAAGGUAACAGCACUAACUUUUCUAGUGAAAAAUGGUAAAAUGAAGCUUUCUGAGGAGUCUAUAUUUUGAGAAUAUGCGAAAAAACUUGAAGUCAAAUCUUGUACUCGCAGUCGUUCUUGUCCUUGAAUCCAGAGGUCUAAUAUGAGUGAUCAACAAAAUCAGACAACCGUGUGGCAGAAGUCCGAAGAUGGAUUGAAACACACCAAUGGCAGUCUUCAUAGCCAACAACAUCAUGUUUUAAUAACUGAGAGAUGACCAAUAGCAUGGUGACUUAACUGACCAAUCAGGUCAAUAACCAGAGUUUAAUUCCAUCAACUGAUGUGAUACAACUCACUUUGACUCUGAAGAUGACAGCUGCACAAGUUGUCAAAAUGUCAGUCACUGUCAGAAACAAUCCUGUUUGGGACUGCAAUCACUCACAAUUAUGCUUCUCCUACUUUUAAGGUCACUACUAUUGCAAUGCAGAGCAAUAAUUGGUUAUAUUGAAUUGAUCAACAGUAUUUUAACUAUUGCAAUAAUAAAUAAAAACAUUGAUAUUCAAUAUUUUAUACUACUACAUGAGAAAUUUCUGCAAUCUGAUCGGCUUAGAGCAUAUGUGAAAAUUACAAACCUUUUGCAGGUAGUAGUAUAAACAAAUAAUAGCAUGAUUUGUACGUGAUAUUUGGCAUAAAUACCACUAGUGAUAUUUCAAAAUUGUCUCAAUUUUCACUCGCCUAACAGCUCGUGAAAUUACAUAUAACAAUUUCGAAAUAUCACUCGUGGUAUUUAUGCCAAAUAUCACUACACAUCAUUUUAUUACCUUUACUAAUUCAACCUGCUCUGUAGAUGGCGAUGAUUCCUAUUCAAGUGAUGUCGUCCACAAGGGUCACCAGUGGUUAAGAUGUGUGUCUCAGCGGUCUGGACUUCCUUUCUGGUUGUUGACCUCAACCCUCUUUCUGUCCAUAUUUUUCCUGAUAUGGCUCUGUUGUGCCACCGCUACCACAGCCCCAAGAGAAGUUGGCAAGGUAUAUUCUUGUGGGGCAGUUUGUCUUUAUUCCUAGGUUUUUAUUUUUUAGAGGUUAAAAUUUGUGGUUAAUGAAAGAAGACAAAAUCUCUGGAUUGUUGUUUGCGUCAAAUGUAAUAUAACAUCUUCAAAUUUGACUGCAAUGGUUGAAAAAAUAAAUUUUGAUUUUUUUAAACCUAUUAUACCAUAUAGCAUAAAGUGUCCCUCUUUUGUAGCGAGAGAGUUGGAAUAAAGUCAGCUCGUCUUCCGCUUCACCAGCAUUGGUGUUGUCAGAUAAUAAGGUCCCUAUUAUUACUGACAGUGGAACCUCAAUGUAAUAAACCUCUAUGAUAUAACUAAGUCUUCCGUAUGACAAACAAUAUUCUUCACCCAAGAAAUACAGGGUUGCCACGGUCACGGAAAAGUCAGGGAAAAACGAAAAUUUUUCAAGGUCAGGGAAAAGUCAGGGAAAAUCUUUGAUAUUGUCAAAGUCAGUGAAAAGUCAGAGAAUUCUGUUUUCCGGUUUAUAGUUCAUAAGUUUUCCUCAAGAUUUUGAAAUGAAUUUCCUUUCGGAGAAGAUGAAAACUGUGCUGCAAAGCAAACAAAGUGAUCAAUUUGACACUCUACGCCUGACACAUGUAGUAGUUGAGGUCAGUGGUUUUCUUUCUGAAUGCUUUCUUCCAAAUUCCUUCUUCCUCUUUCUGCGUAUAGCGGUGAGAGGUUGAAAAUGAAGAGAAAAAUAUUGAUGGCCUGCAAAAAAAGCUAAAGCGAAUGUAAACAUGGAUUGUUUCUCAUUAAUGAAAGGUCAGUGAAAACUGUUCGAAGGUCAGUGAAAAUCAGGGAAUUUUUAACUUUCUGAUGAGUGGCAACCCUGAAAUAGUAAAAUAUAAAAGAACCUCAUUAUGACAAAACCUCUUUAUGGCAAGCAAAUUUUGCCUGUCCUUUGGGCCUUCAUUAUAAAAUUGUUCCACUGUACUCAGUUGGAGUGGCGCACUAACUCUAUCUUCUCGGCUUUUCUUUUUAAAGCCUUCCAUUGUUCGUGAACUCAUGUUACUGGAUGAUGACAGUUUACUGGAGAAGUUGCCUCUGGUUAAAGCUGAUGAGAACGAAGAAGCAGCCCCUCUGCCUGUUAAAGUGCACAUCGAUGCAACUACUCUUUGAUGAGAGAAACUAACAGUUUUCUUUAUCAAACUUUACUUUAAGGGACAAGAAUUCUUAACUUGUUUAACUUUUCAAUUUAAAUGUGGGAGUUUCUGCAUACGUGUUUUUCUUUUAUCAGUCUGUAUCUAAUGUGUUUUGCUAAUUGCAUGGUUGUCACUAAGAUUUCAAGUUGCCGGGUAAAUACAACAAGUAGGCGGGGAAUCAAACAACUAGGGGUUUCUGUUGGGUCUAUUUUUCUUUCCUUUGAAAGUAGCCAGGGGCCAUGUUGGUAGUAGCUGGGGGAAAUCCCCGGCCCCCACCUCUUAAUGACACCCCUGUAAUUGGAUAUUAAAUUCCUUUAUAGUUUGAUUUUUUUUGCGGGUUUCAGUUGCCAUUCAUUUGUUUAUGAACAAGAGAAAUGACAGUGUUUUACCAAAUCCAUAUUCAGUA